CACACACACAGUCUUUAUGGGACAGUGAGCCUCUGGCCCUGCAGUCGGAAGGGGAUGUUGUGAUUGGAGGGUUCUUCCCUCUGCACUAUGUUGCCCCUAAGCUACAGCACAGCUACCACAGCAAACCUCAGCUCACACCUUGCAGCAGCUUUGAUCACAGAGCCUUCCGCUGGAUGAUGACCAUGGUGUUUGCAGUGGAGGAAAUUAACCGUAAUUCAAGCCUGUUACCAGGUGUUAAACUAGGCUACCGGAUCAUGGACAGCUGUGACCAUGUCCACACCGGCCUGCAAGCUCUUUUUGCUUUAGUCAGUCACUCCAAAGCUGUGAUGAGUGAGGUGAAACAAAUGGAGGAAACUGAAAAUAGAUUAAAUAUGCCGAAGGACAGGGGUACUAGAAUGGAGAGGGUGACCACAGUAGAAAAAACAAGAAAGAAAAAGAUCCUGACCACGGUGAAAAAGACAGGCACUGAAAUUAGUACAGCGAUGACUCACAGUCUUGAAAAUAAUGGAAAAACAAAAGAAAAUGUAACAGAGGAGAGAAUGGAUAGUACACAAUAUGAAACUUUGCCCUCAUGUCUUGCUGAUUCUCCUGUGCCUGCUGUGAUUGGCCUUGCAUCCUCUUCCCCUACAAGAGCUGUAGCUCAAACUCUUGGUCCUUUCAACAUCCCACUGGUGAGUUAUUUUGCCACUUGUACCUGUCUUACGGACAAGCAUAUGUACCCGUCGUUCUUGCGGACUGUGCCGAGUGAUCUCUUUCAAGUUAGAGGUCUUGUUCAGCUGGUCACCUUCUUAGACUGGCUCUGGGUGGGCACAAUAGGGACCACUGAUGACUACAGUCACUAUGGCGUCCAAGCAUUCUCUAAUCAGUUUAGACAACAAGGUGGGUGUCUGGCAUUUCAUCUGACUAUCCCCGAAUCACCCACAGCGGCUGAAAUACAAGAAAUGGCAGACAGGCUGCAGAGUUCAACUGCACAUGUAGUUGUGGUCUUUGCCUCAGAGGGACAGCUGCUGGGUCUUUUCUUAGAGCUGACUCAGAGAAAUGUUACAGGGAUCCAGUGGGUAGCUAGUGAAUCCUGGGUGGCUGCUAGGCUGCUGACCUCACCCCACCUCCACCCUCUCCUAGAGGGCACGCUGGGCUUCUCCUUUCCUGGAGUCAGGAUCCCCGGCUUGAAAGAGUUUCUGUUGAAUGUCCGUCCCUCUCCCAAACCUGGGAUGGAAUUUGUCAACAUGUUCUGGGAAGAGCUGUUUGGCUGUAGGCUAGAGUUUAGAGGAGAAAAGGGGGCUGAUGAUAAGCCUGUAUGCACAGGUUCAGAGGAUCUGAGGUAUACUGACAGCAGUUAUACUGAUGUAUCUCAGGUCAGAAUAUCCUAUAAUGUGUAUAAAGCUGUAUACGCCAUCGCCCAUGCUCUGCACACUUUAUUGAACUGUGAUUCUGCCGGACAAAACAAAGGGAUGUGUGAGAGACAUAAAUCAUUUACUUCGAGGCAGUUGCUGCAUCAUCUGAAGACGGUGAAUUUCACCAACCAGUUUGAGGAGAAGGUAUAUUUUGACUCCAACGGGGAGCCAGUCCCUCUUUAUGACAUCCUAAACUGGCAGAAGGACAGCAAGGGUGAAAUUAGAUUUCUUAAAGUGGGAAGCUAUGAUGGUUCGGCUCCAUUGAGACAACAGUUGCAGAUGGAGCAGAGCACCAUUAUAUGGACAAAAGGACAGUCACAGGUGCCUGUAUCUGAGUGUAGCGCUCAAUGCUUCCCUGGCAGCAGACAGGCCAGACGUCCAGGAGAGCCCCACUGCUGCUUUGAUUGUUUACCCUGUGCAGAUGGAGAGAUCAGCAACCAGACUGGUUCCACCGAGUGCACAAAAUGUCCUGAGUACUACUGGUCAGACAAAGACAAGGUGAAAUGUGUCUCUGGGGUCGAUGAAUUCCUGUCUUUCUAUGACACCAUGGGCAUCAUCCUGGUUGCACUCACACUGCUGGGUGUCGUGCUGACAACCAUCAUCACUACCGUCUUUCACCGUUUCCGUUCCACACCGAUUGUCAAGGCCAACAACUCAGAAAUAAGUUUCCUGCUUCUACUGUCACUCAAGCUCUGCUUCUUGUGUUCCCUGGUGUUUAUUGGCCAGCCGUCUGUGUGGACAUGUAGGCUCCGCCAGGCAGCAUUCGGGAUCAGCUUUGUCCUCUGUCUGUCCUGCCUCCUCGUUAAGACCAUUGUGGUUCUCUUGGCCUUCCAGACUAAUGUACCUGGUACCAGGGGUCUGAAGCUGUUUGGUCCCUCUCAACAGAGGACUCUAAUCAUCUGCACCACAGCUCCUCAGGUUUGUCUCUGUGCUGGUUGGCUGCUAGGCGCGCCCCCCUUCCCAUUCAGGAACCCAGCUUACCAAGCCUCAACUGGAAAAAUUGUUGUGGAGUGUAAGGAGCCAUGGCCUCCUGGAUUUUACCUGGUCCUGGGCUACAUCGGCCUACUGGCCUUCCUCUGCCUCCUGCUGGCGUUCCUCGGACGCAAGCUACCUGAUACAUUCAAUGAGGCAAAGCUCAUUACCUUCAGCAUGCUUAUCUUCUGGGCCGUGUGGAUCUCUUUCAUCCCAGCUUAUGUCAGCUCCCCUGGGAAGUUCACUGUGGCUGUGGAAGUGUUUGCUAUAUUAGCCUCCAGUUCUGGACUGUUACUAUGUAUUUUUGUGCCCAAAUGUUACAUAAUUAUACUGCGGCCUGAGCGAAACAUUAAGAAAGGCAUGACUGGAAAAUAUCUUAGAUAAACCAAACAUUUAUGUAGUAGGUGGUCAUUGUAAGUUGCCAUCAAGCAAACAGAAGCACAUGCUUUUUAAUUGAAAAUUGUGAAAAUACACUUUGAUAGUUGAACAUUUGAAUGUGCUAAAUAAAAUGCCACAUGAAACAUGG
This is a messenger RNA of Siniperca chuatsi (mandarin fish), 2892 nucleotides long. Its product is annotated as extracellular calcium-sensing receptor-like. The record is from RefSeq and is a predicted model, not a curated record. Bases 174 to 2750 code for a protein of 858 amino acids. Gene Ontology annotation, molecular function: G protein-coupled receptor activity. Gene Ontology annotation, cellular component: membrane. Gene Ontology annotation, biological process: G protein-coupled receptor signaling pathway. The transcript is spliced from 12 exons. Lineage: Eukaryota; Metazoa; Chordata; Actinopteri; Centrarchiformes; Sinipercidae.